AUGGCCGAUCUGGCAGACAAGCUCAGGCAUGCCCGCUCCAGGGCCCAUGACCUCCUGUGCGGCCUGCACCACCUCACCGGGCAGUGGCCUUUUGGCCUGGUGGUGGUCAAGCAGCAUCCCGAGGCAGUCAACAGGCUUGUGCGGAGAUUCCCAGACCACCCUCAGCUGUUCUGGGACAAGAUGGACAAGAAUGCCACAUCUGCUUUUGUUCAGAAUGCUGGGACGCUCAUUGAGAGUCUGGAGCAGGGGUAUUGCCAACUUGAGCUCUACACAUGUGCCCAUGCAGCAGCCCGAGGAGUGGACCCUCGCCACAGGCCGCAGCUGUGCAAUUUUAUACUCACGUUUGAGGCCGAUCCUCUUGAAGUGCUAGCAAACGAGUUUGGCCAACAACUGCCACGUGUGAGACAGGCUUUGGAGCACGUGUUGUGUCCAGUGUUGAAAGGCAUAUCCUCAUCAGUGGAAGUUUGCCGCAAGGGCGCUUUCAGGCCGGGCGCAGAAACGCCGGCAAUUGCUGGGUUGUCAGAGGACGCCCUGUGGCAGUGCUUGGCAUGCCUCAAGGAAAUGAAGGAAUUCGUUCUGUGGGGAUGUUUGCUUUUCCCAGGUGUCGUCAGCAGUCCGUUAGUCAGGGAUGUGGUGGGGAGACUCCUGAAGGGAGUCGUGUCGCUUCCACUGUGCCGCGACACAUGCGAGGCGAUCCUCCCACUGUACAAUCGCCGCGUCCGCCCGUUCCUUGAGGAACAGUGCCGUGCCCUUUCAAACAACAUUUGCGGCAAGGAACAGAGGGAUGGUGUGAAGCGCGAGUUUGCGGCGUUCCUGGCGGGUCUAUCGUCAGCGGCAACAUCCUGGAAGGACCUGCACAACGCGAACAGAAUCGCUGUGGCUGGACAGAUUCGAACGCUGACGGAGUGCCUCAAAGCACGACCGAUAGAACUUCCAGCCCAAGCGCCCAAAUGUCUGGCAGCUUUGUCUUGCUCGAGAGAUGAGGUCUUCAUGUAUUUUCGGCACGAAGGAGCGAAGAAAGCAUCGCGCGUCCCUGCCUUAGCUCACACUCAUGCGGCCACCCCGGCGAAUUUACCACCGGAGCUCGGAGUAUCUGCCCUCAUCUCCGCCAUGGUUGACAUGCGGAGGCUUCUCUUGUCUUACAAGACCGCCAUAACGGCUCAUUGGGUCAAUAGAAUCAAGGACACAGUUGUGAACUUAAGAGCCUGUUUGACACGCCUGGGGUCAAAGAUUGACUGCAAGUUGAACGGAGAUGCUGCCACAGAAGGCGUGCUGGAACGGCUGAUCGUGCAGCUUGAAAGGUUGGAAAUGGAUGGACACUCGUGCAACGCUAACAACGGUGCAGAACAUUCAGCCAACGGUGGCACACCAGCAGAUCUGGAAACGAAAUGGAAGGACAUGCUGUCGAUCAUUGACGAUGGUCGCAUCCUGGCUACCCACAUGCUCAAAGAAGAACUGACAGAGGACAAAAGCCUCCUCCAUCAACUCCGUCAGUGUCUGCGCCUUCUCCGCACUGCGGCCACGCGGUUGCGAUGCUGCAUGUGCCACGGGACUUCCUCAACAGCUUCAGUCUUAAUGUUGCUCUGGGUGCUGGCAAAGAGAAUCUAUCCAGUCCACUCCUCAAACAAAGGGGUCGCAUCGCACGAGUUGCCCCCAAGCGGUCAUUCCAACGUCAACAAUCCUUCAUCUGCUGCUGGGAACCAGGCAGAAUUGCCUCGUGAUGCUGUUGCAAGGCUAUGGAAUGUGGCAGCGGCAAUGGCCAAUAUGGGCCCUGUGCCCGUCAACGAGGAGUAUGUGUUGGUCCCAGGAGAGUAUAUGAGGGAAGCAUUGGCAGAGGUUCUGAGGUCCAAAAUUCUUGACAUUACAUUUUCAGGCCAGAAUCUCCGCAGACCCACACAGGUUGCGAGUGAGGUCCAUCGAUACCUGCAGCUGGUGUCCACCCUCCAGAGGGUCAUCCCUUUCGACAUUCUCGCCCCCGUGCAUCGUGUCCUCACUUCCCUCAGCCACGUCCCCACAGCAACGGUGCCGCCCGGCAGCCCACACCCCCAACCCUUGAUCUCCACCAUUGCAGAAUGGUUUGCAGCAAGAGUCAUCGAUGAUGUUGGCGGCCUGGGCAUAAAAUUCCGCCCAUUGCAUCAGGACUUUAUGGACGCGGCGAGGAGGGAGGCAGGCCUGGAUGUGGUUGCGUACACCAGCCUGCCACAGCUGCGGGCAUUGAUUCAGGUGUACGGAACGCAUGCAGUGGUCGAGCUGCAGCGGCGGUGGCGCACAUCGAUGGCUGAAUGCCUGUCGAGUUUUGAGGCGCUUUUGGUGGAAGCUGAACCUCAACUGGGCGAGGUCAUCAGGCAAGGCAUGCAAUUCUACAGCACGUAA
Molecule: messenger RNA, 2373 nt
Organism: Ostreobium quekettii
Lineage: Eukaryota; Viridiplantae; Chlorophyta; Ulvophyceae; Bryopsidales; Ostreobiaceae
Source: the annotation of a GenBank genome assembly